Falco peregrinus (peregrine falcon) is the source of this 2968-nucleotide messenger RNA. RefSeq names its product chromosome 8 C2orf76 homolog (gene C8H2orf76). The record is from RefSeq and is a predicted model, not a curated record. The transcript has 7 exons. The coding region runs from base 523 to 909 and encodes 128 amino acids. Lineage: Eukaryota; Metazoa; Chordata; Aves; Falconiformes; Falconidae.
UAUCACAGCUUAUUUACAAUGAAAAUUGAGUUAGAGCUCUGGGAGUUAUUGACCAAGGGGAUGUAAAAGCAAGUUACCUUCUGAUGUGGAAGGCCUGUGUCCCCAUUCUGCAGAAAGUAUUUGAAGAAAAUACUGCUUGCUUACUUUGCUAGGACAAAUACAGCAAGGAUUGGGAGAUGCCUGGGUACCUGCAUGAUGGUGGGGUGCUUAGAUAAUCUCCCCUCGCAGCACGGAAGGAGAAAAAAAAAAGCCAUACACACACAAAAAAAGAACAUGAAAGGAUGAAUAGGCAAGAGAAUCCCUUGCAGGACUGGAAGUGGUGACUGAAAUGGCUGCUGAGGGAUAGGAGAUGCAGAGGCUGUACUGUGUCCCUGGCUGAUGUUGCAGCACUUAGACUGCAGUCUUUGCUCAUUGCUGCAGCAGCCACGGCAGUUUACUGUGUGACCAGAAAGCAAUGUUGUUGAGGAAUACCCAGCACCAAAAUUAAGAGAAGAUUGUCAAGGUUAUUCAGAAUUAAUUCUCAUGUCAGCAGAAAGCUCAACCAUCACAGUUCGUCUUGUUCGCUCUUUUGAACACCGGAAUUUCAGACCUGUAGUGUAUCAUGGAGUUAACUUGGAUCAGACAGUAAAGCAGUUCAUUACUUUUGUGCAGAAGGAUGUGUCUUCAAGAACAGCACUUCCUCCUCCUUUUAGAAAUUACAAGUAUGAUACGAUGAAGAUUAUUCACCAAGCACACAAAUCUAAGACUGGUGAACUUGUAGUGAGUUUGGAAGAUGAUGACAAACUGAUCUUGAAAGAAGAUAAAACGCUGAAAGGAGCUGGAGUAGCAAAUGAGACCGAAUUAGCAUUCUUCUGUGAGGAAGAUUACAGAAACUACAAAGCUAAUCCUGUUUCAGCCUGCCCUCUUUAGCAUGCUGAAAGGGACAAGUGACUGUUGGGAGGCUUUUGUGUUCAAGGACCAGCUGGCCUGUCUCUAGUUUUACUUCACAGAGACACCUUCAUGUAAGAGGUACCAACCUGAGUUCUGCUAGGACAUCAGUGUGCAUAAGUAGGAACUGGGCAUUUUUCCAAGUGGAAUGAAAGCUGAUGGUUUCAGUUUUAAGCCUAAAACUUGAAUGAUUGCAUUUUUGCGAGGAGAGGCCCAUUCUGCGAGCCACAUGUUGUCAAGAUGGGAAUUGAUUCUUUCCUGCUUUCUAAGAGCCAAAUACUUCAUUGCUAUAUGUUAGUUCUUUGUUAUUCCAGGCUUUCCUACUACAUUAACCAAAUAAAAAAUAACAGAAAACCCAAUCAUGCAUCCAAUAAAGUACCUUUAGAUAGAUACUGCAUAUGAAACUGCUUUUUAGGUGGUACCAAGAUGGGACACUGUGCCUUUAAGUCUCUCUUCACUGAAACAGAAAUUAUGCUGGCCCUCUGCCUUAGCAGCCUUUUUGGCUAUAGGUUCUGCUAAAUCAAAUGAGACCUCAUGUACAAUUGCUUUAGACCCACACAUCCACCCUCAGCUCUGGGUGAGAGCUGACAGCACUAUUUCCACAAGAGACUUUCCAGAGAAAUAAGCUUACCGUUUCCUAGAGCUUUGAUGAUAUAUUUUUUUUUAAUUGACAUGUGAUAGUGAAAGCAGAUGUGUGAUUUCCAAAGUAUCUAAAUAAAAGUUCUCUUUACUUUAGAUGUAGGGCCAAAGAGACCUCUAUGUAUUGUUCCCACCUCAUUUUCUUCAUCAUUCCUGACAGUGCUCUGGUUUAAGCUGGUUUUGAUAGCUGGUGUUACUUACCAACAGCUUUGCUUCAGACAGAGUUAUUGUCUUGUGCAAGUAGUCUACCACUUUGUCAUCUGUGAUUAAAAAGGUGAUUGUAUCUUUAUCUGGUAAGGAGGAUUCCUGUGUCACUGAAGUCACAUGUGCUCUCUUGGGAUUUCAAUGCUGUUACGCAUUCUCUGAUGAAUUUGUGAGGAGAACUUACCACUUGCCUCUUCUUUCUGUCCAGGCUGCCUUUCUGUUGUGGUACCUGCUCCCUAAACAUGGGCCCAUGUCUCAGCUACCUUCCUACACAGUGCAUCAAGUUUGCAGAUGUGUUAUACUGGCUAAUACCAAUUUGUACUCAUCUUCUCAGACAGUUUAAGCUAAAGCAUUGCACUCCAGAGUAUACCAGCUUUGUUCAGCCAAAUUUAUAAUAAUGAAGGUAACUUUGUAAGAGGUAGAUGGCAUACUGGAGAGAUCAAUGUCUCCGACUGUCCUACCAAGUCAUCAGGAUGACAUCUGUCAGCACACUCAGGCUUUCAGACUUGAGCAAACACUGUCAUUCUUUUCCUCAUGUUCUGGGGUUUUGAAUUUGGUCUCCAGCCCUUUCAGACAGAUUUGGAUUGGUUUUGUGAUCCUUCUUCUCUAAGGCAUUUGUGUUUGAAAUAGUCACCGUAUUUGAACAACUGCCCUUUCUGGGCUAGUACAGUUACAAAUGUUCAGUGCCACAUCAAGUGUGGCGCAGUGAAAGAGCAAUUCUUACAGCGUCAACGAGAAAACGGUAAAUGUUUUAAUGCAAAUAUUCAAGAAUUAUGUGUCUGGCUUCUUUUUCCAAGGGAAGAGUUAAACUAGUGCUUUGUGAGCUCAGCUCACUCUGGCCAUGGCACUUCAUUGGCCCCUUUCUGCAGCAGCACAGUAGAGCCUUUUGUAAUGCUCUCAAUGACCAUACUUGUAAACUGGUUUCUUUCUGAAGUGUUUUUCUACUGUGGGUUUCUGUGGGGGUUUUGGUUUUGUUUGGGUUUGGUUUUUUUUUUUUUUUAGACCUUUAAUGAUACUUCUUUCAAAUUAACCCCACAAAACCAUGGAUGGUAACUGAGAACUUGUUACAAUAGCUGCUGUUCCAAUGUUUUUGGGUGGUAUAUGGUAUAGCCUUGUGUCAAAGUAGGUUUGGAUCCAGGACUGUUAGGUAUUGAAUUAAAUCUGUGCACACUGGCUAAUAAAUUACUGAAGACUGAGG